UCUGAACACGUUAGAAGCAACAUAUUUUUUACAUACACGAAACAGUAGUAUUUUAAAAAUAUUUUUACUUUGCAACUCUAUGAAUUUACCAUGUUUCCAUCUCGCUUGCACGUAUUCCGUCAAAAAGAAGGCAAGCGAGCAGAGCCAAAGGUCCACUGCUAAGUACAGCUCUAUCAGAAGUUACUGCGGUCCAGGGCCGCUUACACGCAUUGCUAAUGUCUAGCGAAAGAAACGCAAACCGUGACAAGAUGACUUCGACAUCGUUCAACGUAGGCCUGAACGACACCGCGCGGCUGUCAAGCCGAGUGCUGCGCCCCCCGGGCGGCGGACACACCGACAUCUUCGGCUCCGAGCCCGAGCCGCCGCGCACCGGCCGCCGUCAAGUACCGCAGGCUGCUCAUAUUUCAGGCCAAGGAGACGAAGUGAAAGCCACCAACGGCACAGACGCGCCAGCUGCCAACGGCCAGGCGUCCACGCCCGAAGCGCCCGCACCAGUGGAGGCUAAAGUUGAGAGCCCAACUAAAGUAGAAAGCCCAGCCAAGAUCGAGAGCCCGCCCAAGAUCGACAGCCCCACAAAGCCAGAACAGGCCAAAAUGGAGCCUCCGAAGCGCGUCCGCGUCCCUCCGGGAGGUUUCUCUUCAGGUCUUUGGUAAAAGCCACGCAAAGAAAAGCUUAAUUUCGUUCGCCAAGAUUCUUAUAGGGCGAUCUGUGAGUGGACGUAAAUGUUGCAUUUUAAAUAGGAUUAUAAUUAUUAGAAAUUAAAUUGAUUUUUUAAUGUGAAACACGUUAGGGUGUCUUGGGACGAUUUUUGUGUGGACAUUUUGUCCAGUUAAGAAUUUGCAGAUUCGUGACCAGGUAGAUACGUUACUAUUCACUGGUCUAAAUUAAACCAUGACGUCACGUUGCACGCAAAUGGACAAAAUAAUGUUAACACAAAAAGGACCUAAGGUAAAUUCUGCACACAUUUACUGAACUGUUAGAGUUUAGUGUGGCACACAAUUGUGUCCACUCGCAGCGCGUCCGCUAGUAUUCGCUAAGAUUCGCUGGGACCACUGUGUUGUUAGGUUUCCUAAGUGUUCUCACUGUGCCUUGUUUCAGCCGAAACCGGAUUUGAUUGUAGAUAAGUUCCGUUGUGUUUUAAGGGAAUGGUCCUGGCGAUUUCUUUGAACUGUAUGUUAAGUCGUUCGCGGUUGUUCACUCCUCGCAGAAAGGGAUUUCCAUUUUUUAUUUACUGAACAAAUGUAUCUUAUGUAGUAUUAUUUACAUACAUACAUUAGGAGAUUAUGAUUUUUUUUUAAUAUUGCAACGUAUUUAGCUUUCGUAAUCGUGCGGCCACGGUCAAGACUCUCUAGGUAGAAUAUUCCAGUCACAAUUUUGCUAUAAGACUUACUUCGGCCAAAUUUUAACUCUUGUAGAUUUUCUUCUUAACACAUUGUACAGGGUGUUUGGGUGUGCUAUUCAGGCCAGUGUUUUUUAUUAGCUAGCUACUUGUUUUUCUAGUGAGGAUAGAGGUACGAGGUAAAAAUAGGUAACAGUAAAUUGUUUUGAAUACUGAUGCACAAAACUUUGCGGAUGAAUUUAUUAACAUCACGACGUCGGGUAGUUAACGUCAAGAUAGUAGGUAGAGAGCACCCUGUAUAUUUUUUUUUAUAAAAAAGUUUUAAAAAAAUUCCCAAGGAAUGUUAUUUUAGCUUAAUUAAUUUGUAUCAGACUGACAUGUGCCUAUUUGAACGUAUGUUGUACUUAAAAUUUAUGUUGUGCAUUGUGACUGUGGUGGAACUUUUUGGCAAGCCUCCGCCGACAAAUGCGUUUAUGUAUAUUGAUAAUGAUAACAAUUGUAUUUUUAUAUGAAUUACAAUACAAUUAAAUUA
Molecule: messenger RNA, 1871 nt
Organism: Manduca sexta (tobacco hornworm)
Lineage: Eukaryota; Metazoa; Arthropoda; Insecta; Lepidoptera; Sphingidae
Product: jupiter microtubule associated homolog 1
Exons: 4
Coding region: 216-653 (145 amino acids)
Cellular component (GO): nucleus
Source: RefSeq, a predicted model, not a curated record